AUGGCGCCUGGCUGCGCCGGCGGGUGCUCCCAGGCCGCCUCCCCGCGCAGCAGCUGCUCCGCCACCCGCCCGAGCUCCGGGGAGGAGGGCUCGCACCGCGGCGCCCCGGCAGACGUCCGCGGGCCGUGCCGCCCCCGAGCUUUCGUCGAGGCCGUGGGCGCGGCCGCGGCGCCGGACGCGUCGUCGGCGCCGUUGGACGCCACCUCGGAGGAGGGCGUCGCCGCCCGCGACUUCUGUGCAGGCCACCCGUGCCGGCGCCGGGAGGCGCGCCGAUCGCCGGAGGAGGGCCUGAGCCAGGGGGCGCGUGCGCCGGCCGCCCGCCGCUUCCGGCGGCCUCCGCGGGUCACCGCCUCGCGCCUGCGGGGCGUGGCAGCCGGAGGCCCCCGCCUCGGACACGGAGGGCCGCGCGAGGGCGCGAGGCGUUUCCAGGGCCCGAGUUUCCAGAGCAUCAGGGAGUACGUGGGCCAGCGCUUCUCGGCGGAGCUGCACCACGCGUUCGGCCCAGGCGCACGGGUGUCCGACGCGGGCGUCUCGGCCGCCGUCGAGCGGCAGUUCUUGCAGCGCCUGCGGCGGAGCGGGCGGCUGGAGGACUCCUUGCGUUUGGCGUUCCACGGCUCCAGGAAGGCCAACUUCGCGUCCAUCUUGAGGCGGGGGUUCCUGCUGCCCGGCUGGGGCAGGCACCGGGUCCCCGUGGCGCAUGGGAACGCCCACGGCCCGGGCAUCUAUACAGCGAGGGAGGGCGCGGCGCAGUUGUCCCGCGGGUUCUGCGAUUCAGCGAGUAUGCUGGUCUGUGCUGUCAUCGACGACGCGGGCGUCGUGGAGGACGGCCGAGACUCCGAGGCCCGGGCGGCUCGCACGGCUCUCCGGAUCGGCCGGCCGCCACGGAGCCCGUCGGUUUGCGUGCGGCUGCGGUCGAACGGCGCACCGGUGAAGGGUGCCGGCGUGCCCCAGCCAGCGGGCGGCAUGUUUUGGCGGCCUGCUCUUCUGGGCGGUCGUGAGGUCCACAGGCGCACGUCCGAGAUCACGCACGUCGGGGACGCCAUGGUCGUCUUCAACCCGUCCUGUGUCGCACCGCUCUUCCGAGUCGACCACGUACCGGAGAGAUUGUACCAACCGCGCUGGAGGAAAAGUGCCGCGGCACCUUGCGCAGAGGCCGCGGCAGCCGAGCCAGCAGAGCCGGUUGACGACCUUAUUCCACCGGACGGCAAUCCGAAUCUCGGUUCCCCUCCCGAGGAUACCAGCCAGGCCCGCGCUACCCGCCACGAGGUCGCCAUGAAGCGGAACAUGCUCAGGAGGCAGAGGCAGCGCACCGUUCGCCGUGCCAGAGACCUGAAAUGGGGCGGCCGCUGA
Prorocentrum cordatum is the source of this 1350-nucleotide messenger RNA. The record is from the annotation of a GenBank genome assembly. Lineage: Eukaryota; Dinophyceae; Prorocentrales; Prorocentraceae.